Girardinichthys multiradiatus is the source of this 4236-nucleotide messenger RNA. RefSeq names its product putative helicase mov-10-B.1. NCBI's taxonomy places the organism in Eukaryota, Metazoa, Chordata, Actinopteri, Cyprinodontiformes, Goodeidae. Bases 91 to 3126 code for a protein of 1011 amino acids. The record is from RefSeq and is a predicted model, not a curated record. Gene Ontology annotation, molecular function: 5'-3' RNA helicase activity; RNA binding. The transcript is spliced from 23 exons.
CUUAGUAUCGUAGGAUUACAUCACACGUCCGUAUACAGAGAGAUCCAGCCGACGUUUUUAAUAUAUUUUGUAUUAUCCGGAUCAGCAGUCAUGGUUAAACUGAGUUCAUAUGAACGUUGCCAAAUCGGACUGGACUUUUUCGAGUUUUUGAACGAGACCAAACGGACUUUCAUCACAGACAGAGUCCAGCUAAGAGAUAUUUAUAAUGCCGAGUUCAGGAGCAGAAACCCAGGAACCAAAGAUCCAAACUUUGGUUCAGUGCUUUACGCCCUCAAAGUGGGUAACAAAAUAAAAAGACGGAAAGACAACAUACUCUUCACCCAAUCGGUCAGAGCUCAGUACGUGGACCAGUGGCGCACCCCCAGAACCCAGCAGUCACAACCCGAACUGAGCAGGUCAGCCAGCAUUGAAGUCUUGACGGACUUCUGCUCUGCAGAGGAGGCGACGAUGGGAGUUAGAGCCCGGAGAAAACUGGCCAGUGAGCUGAUGAGCAAACUGAAGAUGGAAGGGUAUCUGUCCAAGUUAGUCGCUGAUAAACAUGGUAUCAACAUCACCUCUGACUGUCCUUUUGAGAAAGGUAAACUUGUCCUGCGUGUGGAAAACACAUACGAGUAUACGGUCAAGCUGAAUAUGGAAAACACUGGAACUGAGCCUGUGUAUUUCACUUACUAUACUCCACUUCACUGGCUUCAGAACUUAACUUUGCAUGAUAAAAACAGGGUGACCAAACUGAAACCCGUACUUCUAAAUCCAGGUGACUUCUAUGAAGUAGAGGUCAGUUUUCGGUCUAGUUUAGUCGGGGUUUUUCCGGCUACGCUGGCAUUUGAAUUCAGACCUAACCUGGAUCCUGCCACCACUGCUUUCCAUAUUGUGCGCAUCAUUGAGGCUCAUUGUAUAACUUCGCUAGGACUGGAGUUGGCACCUGUAGCUCCCUACAAGCCUCGUUCCCUCCCAGCCUGGACCCCCGAACCUGACUGCAAGAUUGUUGAUGGGCUGCCACCCGAGGGGCUGUCUGUGAUGCAGCUACAAAAUGUGGUUCAGAUUAAGCAGUAUCGAAUACCCCCAUACAUGAACCAGCUCAUCAAGCUGCUGAAGCAGCCUUCUCUCUCCAAUGAGAAUAGAAAGGUGUUGGAGAGUCCUUUAACUUGGGAGAACUACACCGAGAAGUUCCAGCUGCUGCUGUAUCUGGAGGAACUUCAGAUGGAGUUUGACAUCAGAAGAUACAACAUUCCCAACGAUGACAGAGACUACGCUGAGCUAAAAAGAGACCCAAGCAACCCAAGACUUCUUGUUCUGGAGGUACCUGGUGUCUCAGAGAACCGGCCCUCUGUGCUGCGGGGGGAUUCGCUGUUGGUAUACCCUCAGGGAGAAAAAGGAGUGAAGUACCGUGGUUAUGUUCACAGUGUGCAGCUGGACAGCGUCAGACUGGGCUUCGCCUCUGAAUUACUGAAUCGAUACAUGAAAGGUAAAGACUUCAGCUUUAUUGAAGGGAUUAAGUUCAACGUUGAGUUCACAAUCAACCGCCUGACUGGGCGUCUCCAGCACAGAGCUGCAGAACUUGCAAGGAGCUGUAAACUGGGUAGUGUGCUGUUUCCUUCUGCACCCCCAUUCUCAUGUCAGAAACCUGACCUCCCCAAACUCAAACUGUUUGAUUAUCAGCUGGAGAAAAACCCAGAGCAGUAUCAAGCUGUCCAGCACAUUGUAGCUGGUUCAUCCAGACCCGCUCCAUAUCUUGUGUUUGGUCCUCCAGGAACAGGUAAAACUGUCACUGUAGUGGAGGCCAUCAAGCAGAUAGAGAAGACCCAGAAAACCUGCCGCAUUCUGGCCUGUGCUCCCUCCAACAGUGCUGCUGAUCUGCUGUGCAGCAAGAUUUGUGAGCAUGUAGACCAUUACAAUGUGUACCGCAUGUACGCCAGCAGCCGGGACCCAAAACUUGUCCCUGAGCACCUAAAGGACUGCUCUAACCUGUCGGGAGAUUCUUACAUUUUUCCUCCCAAAGAGAAGCUGAUGGAGCAUAAAAUUAUAGUCACCACCCUGAUAACUGCUGGAAGACUUGUGUCAGGUGCCAUUCCUUCUGGACAUUUCACCCAUGUGUUUGUGGACGAGGCUGGACACGCUGUGGAGACUGAGUGUUUAGUCCCCCUGGCAGGAUUGCUCGAUGCAGAGACUGGACAGCUUGUUCUAGCUGGAGACCCCAAGCAGCUCGGACCCAUCCUCAGAUCUCCAUUUGCACUGAAAUACAGGAUGGGAGUAUCCCUCUUGGAGCGCUUGAUGACCGAUUUCCUUCUGUACCAGAAGAACGAGGGCUUCUACGACAACUGCUUUGUGACAAAACUGCUGCGCAACUACAGGUCUCAUCCUUCCAUUCUCAAGAUUCCCAAUGAGCGCUUCUACGAUGGAGAGCUCCAGGCUUGUGCUGAUGAGUAUGCACGCAACUUUUACUCCACAUGGGAACACCUUCCAAAGCAGGGCUUCCCAGUGAUCUUUCAUGGGGUUGCUGGUCUUGAUGAUCGUGAGUCCAGCAGCCCAUCAUUCUUUAAUGUUACAGAAGUGGAGGUGCUGAUGGACUACGUGAGAAAACUGCUGGAGUCACAAGGGAAGAAAGGUGUUGCUAAAAUUGCACCCAAAGAUAUAGGCAUCAUCGCACCCUACAGGAAGCAGGUGCAGAAAAUCCGCAAAGCCUUGGAAAAAGUUGGGAAAGACUUCAAAUUUAAAGACAUGAAUGAACUUAAGAUUGGUUCAGUGGAGGAGUUCCAAGGCCAGGAGAGGAGAGUAAUCCUGGUGUCCACAGUCAGAAGCAGUCCUACAUACUUGGACAUAGACAAAAAAUUCAACCUGGGCUUUCUCAAGAAUGAGAAGAGAUUCAAUGUGGCUUUGACUCGAGCCAAAGCACUGCUGAUCGUGGUGGGAAACCCAUUGGUCUUGAGUUCAGAUACUACCUGGGCCAGCUUUAUCCAGUACUGCAGAGAGGAAGGUGGCUACAGUGGUUUCACACAUGCUCAGGAAGAAGAGGAGGAGAUUAUAGCCAGAUUGUCUGCACUCUACAUCAGCAUCGAGGCUGAAAUUGAGACUACUGAGAGUGUUGUUCAACAGAUACUGGACCCCGAGUGGAGGAGCGACAUGUGAGCAGCAGGAAGAGAGAGAAACGUCCAGCAGGGAAACUUGAGCUAGAGUAAUUUUACUGUUCAAUAUUUAGGAUAACAAUACAAACCCCAAUUCCAGUGAAGUUGGCUCAUUGUGUAAAAUAUGAAUAAAACAGAAUAGAAUAAUUUGGAAAUCCUGUUCUACCUAAAUACAACUGAAUACACUGCACAAGGCAUAGAAAGGAGCGUGUCUGAAAGGCUCAGUCUUUCACAAGCAAAGAUGGGGCGAGGUUCACCACUUUGUGCACGUGUUCCAACAGCGAGGCUACCUAGUAAAAUAGUGUGGGUACUGGACUGGCCAGCCUGCCUGCAGUCCAAACCUGUAUCGCACUGAAACUGUCUGGCGCAGUAUGAAGCGCUAAAUACAACAAUGUUGAGCAGCUGAAGUUGUACAUUAAGCAAGAAUGUGAAAGACUUCCACCUACAAAGCUUCAAGGAUUAGUUUCCUCAGUUCCCAAAUGCUUGUUGAGUGUUGUUAAAAGGAAAGGUGAUGAGACACAGUGGUAAACACGCCCCGGUCCCAGCUUUUUUAGGACAUGUGGCAUAAAAAUCAAAAUUUGUGAAUAUUUGCAAAAAAACAAUAAAGUUCAUCAGUUUGAACAUUAAAUAACUUGUCUUCGUACUGCAUUCAAAUGCAUAUAGGUUGAACAAGAAAAUCAAUCUGCUCUGUCCCAACUUCAUUGGAAUUUGAAUUAAAUGUCAGCAUUCAAGUGACAUAAGGUCCAGAAGCACAUUUUAAACAUCAGCAGCAGCAUUUAGCCAGAGACAAAAGGGCAUCGGGGGAAAUGAAUUGUACUUAAAAGGGGCUAAACUGGAAACCUUAGCUUCCAGUUAAGACUUCAUGAUGGUGGCUACAUCAUGGUUUGACUGUUUAAAAACAAUUCACACCAAGUUGUAAAAUGAAAUCCAGUGUCAAUCUUCUCAGGGUUGUUUUAGAUUUUUUUUUCUCAAUCAUUUUUAGAAUUGAAAAGUUGAUUGGUUGUUGAUUAAUUUUUGUUUUGUUUUGAAUCACUGUUAAGAGCUUAUUUACAUAUAUUUCCUAAAUGAAAAUGUUUAUAAAUGGAAUUUAAAUAAAAGAAAAAUACAUUCAGAA